AGAAAAUACAAAAAUACGAAAGACAUGGAAUCAACUAAAGCUGGGGGUGUAAUAGCAUACAUCAGCUCCUCGGUCUCGUCUUUAAGCCCGGAGUCCUGCCACAGCGACAGCUCCAGCAGUGGAUACCAGUCUUCCUCACCGUCCCUUCCUUCAUCUCCCAGCAGGAGGGGGCACCCAGUCGCAGAGAUUCAUGUGUCUGGGGGGGUCCAGAGCCACAGCACCCCUCACUGUAUAACUAAAACCAGUCGUUCAUCUGCCAAGGGUGGAAUUACAAAGAUUCAUGGCAUGGUUCUGUUCUGUAAAGUGUGUGGAGAUGUGGCAUCUGGAUUUCACUAUGGGGUUCAUGCAUGUGAAGGAUGCAAGGGUUUCUUUAGAAGAAGCAUUCAACAAAAUAUCCAGUACAAGAAGUGCCUUAAGAAUGAAAACUGUCCCGUCAUGCGAAUAAACAGAAACCGUUGUCAGCAGUGUCGCUUCAAGAAAUGCUUAUUAGUUGGAAUGUCAAGAGACGCUGUUCGGUUUGGACGUAUCCCAAAGCGUGAAAAACAGCGCAUGUUGUUAGAGAUGCAGAGUGCCAUGAACAACAUGAUGAACAACACCCACCUUAACGAGAAGCAGCUGCCUGCGGAGUCAUCUCCAGAGCGACCUGGAGACUCUGCCACUUCCUCCUCUUCCUCCUCCUCCUCCUCCUCCUCCUCUUUCUUGAACUCACCCCUCCAGGAGUGGCAGCAGGAACCGGUGUCACUGCAGUCUGAACUUGAGGAGAUGGAAACAGUCCAGACACCUUCCCCAUCCAGCUCCGACAGUAGUGAAGAGGUCAUCGAAACUGUCACUAGGGCCCACAAGGAGACCUUCCAAUACAACCAAGAGCAGCCCAGCCCUAUGGACAAAAAUGUUGCAAGCCAGCAGGGCGGAGGCAGGAUGAGUGUCGGCUCUGAGGAGGGGCAUGGCUGGUACAAUAGGAACAGCCACAAUGAUUUCAGCAGCUAUAACGCCUACCACCACUUGGGCCACGGGAACCAGCACAUGCCCAGAGAGCAUCACAGAGAUGACACUCUGGCGCACUGUCCCAGCAGGCAUGCCAAUGGACUGACACACGGACACUGCCCUGGCUUUUCAAAUGGCUGUUUGUAUGAUACCCUGAGUGCCAGCAAAACACCUGAGAACGAUCCGAUGCCCAAAAAGAGUUUUAGUGGGCCUGUGUGGACAGGAGGAAACAGGAUGCAUUUGGUGUGUCCUAUGGGAAUGUCCCCUUAUGUUGACUCCAGUAAAUCAGGACAUGAUAUUUGGGAGGAGUUUUCUAUGAGCUUCACCUCUGCAGUACGAGAGGUGGUGGAGUUCGCAAAGCGUGUCCCCGGGUUCCGAGACCUCUCUCAGCACGACCAGGUCAGCCUGCUGAAGGCUGGCACAUUUGAGGUUUUAAUGGUGCGCUUUGCAUCCUUGUUUGAUGCUAAGGACCGUACUGUCACUUUCCUGAGUGGAAACAAAUACAGUGUGGAUGCACUGCGUUCCAUGGGAGCAGGAGACUUGCUGAACUCAAUGUUUGAGUUCAGCGAGAAGCUGAUUGCUCUGCAGCUCAGUGAAGAGGAGAUGAGUCUGUUCACAGCGGUUGUCCUGGUUUCUGCUGGCCGUUCAGGUCUGGAGAAUGUGAACUCAGUUGAGGCACUGCAGGAAACUCUAAUCAGAGCCCUCAGAACCUUAAUAAUGAAAAACCACCCCAAUGAAGCCUCCACUUUUACCAAAUUGCUUUUGAAGCUUCCAGACCUCCGCUCCCUCAACAACAUGCACUCAGAGGAGCUGUUGGCCUUUAAAGUUCAUCCAUAGAUUUUGUGUAACAAUUUCAUCAACUCUGUUGUAUAUUUUGCUGCAUAGAAUGGUCACAUUUAUGUAUAUACUUUACAAUCUUUGGAUAUUUGAUUAAAAAAUGGUAAAAAGGCAGAACUAAAAAAAAUAUAAAAAAUAAAUAACCAAUCCUUGUACUGUAUGGCUAUUUGCCUGUUACAAAAAAAAGAAAAGAAAAAGUUAUUACGAUGUUUGCUAGCACAUAUUUUCUGAAACACCUUUUUGUUGAAAGAAAAUAUAUGUAAUGUUAGUGUAAUAUAAGUCCUGUUUUUCUGUUUUGUCAAUAUUUUAGUUUUUUUUUUUAGAUACUUUCUUACUAUAUUACUUCCUAAAUUGAUCUUGCAUGGAGUAGUGUCCUCAAGCUAUGGAUGUGAUUGCAACAAUUAGCCUGUACCUGUAUAAACUCUAAUAAUGCCUGGCAUGUCACAGGUUAACUGGUGUGUUACUACUGUUACUACUACAAAAAAAGAAAGAUUAUAAAUGUGAUAGCUGCUCAUGCAUGGCUACCCCAUGUGAUUGGGUAUUUUGUAGAUUUAGUGUCUGCUUGUUCAGACGUAUGCUCUGGUAAGCGGAGUUACAUUAUGAUUGUGGGUUUUAUCCCAUGCUGUGAAGGUGCAGUAGCUUUUUUAAUUGAAUGUAUGCUAAUUGUUCAAUUCUGUAUUAAUGUCUAUGUUAUUUAGUUUUUUGCUUGUGUAGACUGGAAUGAAUUUCCAUUUUUACCCUCUUACCUGUGCUGUUUGACAAGCCAGGCCCAUUAUGACAUCAUUAUAAUGAGAUCAUGUUU
Messenger RNA from Polyodon spathula (Mississippi paddlefish), 2623 nucleotides. RefSeq names its product nuclear receptor subfamily 1 group D member 2-like. Gene Ontology annotation, biological process: cell differentiation; positive regulation of transcription by RNA polymerase II; retinoic acid receptor signaling pathway. Gene Ontology annotation, molecular function: nuclear receptor activity; zinc ion binding; RNA polymerase II cis-regulatory region sequence-specific DNA binding. The transcript has 8 exons. Gene Ontology annotation, cellular component: nucleus. The record is from RefSeq and is a predicted model, not a curated record. Lineage: Eukaryota; Metazoa; Chordata; Actinopteri; Acipenseriformes; Polyodontidae. Bases 25 to 1821 code for a protein of 598 amino acids.